CUUCUGUUAAUUAGUUCGUUAUGAACUGUAAUGCCUCCGCGUAAAGUGCAGAGUAGAAGAAACAGUACUGGAUUGCAUAAUCAUGUUAUCCUUUGUUGGAUUUUCUCCCAAUUAUCGUUUGUCGUCUUUUGCUCUAAAGCCCUCCUCACCCCCUGCCCAUUCCUUUGUUAACUUGCAUGUCUCAACUUCGUCUUCUUUCCCUUUCACUUGGGUUUCGAAAUCUAAGCGCAAGAAUACCCAGAGAGCAUCCGCUGAAGGAGUUCCUGAUGAGUUGAUUGAAGACUCGAAGUUUGUUCCUUUGAACGCUGAUGACCCCACUUAUGGUCCACCUGCUUUAUUGUUAUUGGGCUUUGAGGUGGACGAGGCUUUAAAGGUUCAACAGCUUCUGAAAGAGUUAGAUGGUGAAUUCCUGAAGGUUAUCUUUUGUUCUAAAGGCAUGGUCACUCGCUCUCUUUGGGAAGCAAUGCAUACGACACAAUCCAAUUUGGAAGAAGUUGAGGUUGAUAAAUCACUGCCUCGGAUAUGCUUCUUAUCUGGUUUAAGUGGGGAGGAGAUGAUGAUGUUCAUAGAUGCUUUCCCUGAAACUGGGCUUAAACCAGCCGUAUUUGCGGCUCUUGUUCCCAAUAGUGCCAAUAAACCAAUUCAGGAGUUAAUAGAAGAAAUAAUGGGUGACCAUGAGAUGUUGACCGGUGAAAAGAUGUGAAGAGAUUCCAAGGUACACUCUAUUCCCCCAGGAAGAUUUGCGGAAUCUAGCCUCUAAGAUUUUGAUUUUGUUGGGCAAGCUUCGUUUCCGCAGUAUCACGGAAAAAAUGCAUUGUAAAGUUAAAUAUAAUGUUUUCACCAUAAGUUGUGUUGUCAUGUAUGUUAGUACUUGUUAACACACCAUAGCCUCAACUACCUGGUGGGUUGGCUUUUUACCGAGGAUGUAAAUCCAUCCUUUUAGUAGACCUUAGGAAUGCACCGACUCGGCGGUAGACCUUUGCCAUUUGAAAAUUGCUUAAAAGUUACUCAUUUUUA
This is a messenger RNA of Prosopis cineraria, 1017 nucleotides long. RefSeq lists its product as uncharacterized. The transcript is spliced from 8 exons. NCBI's taxonomy places the organism in Eukaryota, Viridiplantae, Streptophyta, Magnoliopsida, Fabales, Fabaceae. Bases 83 to 703 code for a protein of 206 amino acids. The record is from RefSeq and is a predicted model, not a curated record.